CUCCCUGUGAUCGCUGAUGGUAAAGAUAUCGCGAGAUUUGUGUGUUACGGUCAAAGAUGGUUUAGAAUACUGGUUUGAAACACAUGUUGUAUGGUCUUUUCAACGUUAUCACAUAAAAUGUAACAAUUAAAUCAAUUAUUUUGUUAGUUAGCAAGCAGAUUAUUGUAAUAACAGCGUCAAGACAACAAGAACAUUUCCCGCCAACUUGCGAUGACGUAUGGUAAGGUGAACGCGCAGGGCUUCUGUCACAGUAUGGGCGGCGCUAUCCAACAUGGUCUCAGAGCAUUUAGUAUUAUUCUGUACGUAAUUUGGCCACUCGUUAGCAUGAUAUGUGUUCAUUUGUGGCUGUCCAUCACCCAUUUCGUAUAAUAUGUUACAAAUUACAAUUCGUAUUAUAUGUAAUGAAUUUGCAAAACGUACAAUAUAAUACAUUUGCAAAACGUGUUAUAUGUUACGAAUUUGCAAAAAGUGCAAUGUUAUGUUAGCUAGGCUAGGGUUAGGGUUAAGUUUAGGAGUUAGGUUAAAGGUUAGCUAAAAUGGUCAAGGUUAAGGGAAGGGUUAGCUAACAUGCGAAGUAGUUGCAAUGUAGCUAAAAAGUAUUAAGUAGUUAAAAAGUUGCUAAUUAGCUCAAAUGCUAAAGAUGUCCAUGAUGAGAGUUGAACACACAAUAUUUGGGUUGCUAGACGUUCACUUUUUAUAUACCAAGACCAACCAUUGAAGUUGAAAUUUAAAAUGGUUAAGGCAGUGUUUACCAAACUCGGUCCUGGGAACCCCAGGGGGUGCACGUUUUGAUAAAUUGAUUAUUUGAAUCAGCUGUGUAGUGCUAUGGCAACAACAACAAAAGAGUGCACACCUUGGGGUCCCCAGGACCGAGUUUGGGAAACGCUGGGUAAGGGUAGAGGUUAAGGUAAGGGUUAGGGUUUAAGGGCAGGGACGUCCCAAGGACCCCGGGUGGCACUGUCCAUCAUAGUGUGCAUUUUGUACCUGUUUACGUCAAUGGUUAUAGUUCAAUGUUCAUACUUGAGAUUAGCAAGGUAUUAAACUGUAAUGGCCAAGUAUAGUGAUAUGUUGUAAACUUUCUACUCACGUAUUUAGUAAUUAAUUAUCCUAUGCUAUACGUUUAUCUGUAGGCCUAUUCCUCCUGUUAUCCGUACUCCUGUGUUCUCUUUUCAUUCUUGGUCUAGGACAUUAUUACAAGGAAGUUUUCUCAUGUUGGUGAGCACAGAGCAAGGUGGUGGCUGAUGGAUACAUUUGUGAGUCAAACCAGGAAGCGCUAUAUUGAUGGGACAACAGAUGAACAGAGAGAACCUGUGUUGAAAAAAUGUAAAGAGGAAGAAUGCAAUCAGGGGAUUGUAAAGGAGGAUGUGAAGGAGGAUGCCUAUUUGACUGAGUUCUCUCAGUCUUGGCAGAAGAUUGAAGCAGAGGGACUGGACUGUGACUAUGCUCUACUCUUUCCUAAAGAGGAAGCAGACUGCCUCUACACACAGCUGGAGGAGGAGGUAGUCUACCUCACAGGAGAUAAAACAAAGAUUCAGGUGUUUGGGAAGGUUUACAAUGUCCCCAGAAAGCAGGCGUCUUGUGGGGACGCAGGACUAACCUACACCUAUUCUGGAGUGAGUCUUCAGGCUAGCCCGUGGACUCCAACCUUGGAGUACAUUCGUGAUGCUGUUACAAAGGCAACAGGGCAAACCUUCAACUUCGUCCUGAUUAACAGGUACAAAGAUGGACAUGAUCACAUGGGUGAGCACCGUGAUGAUGAGCGGGAACUGGACCCCCUCUGUCCCAUCGCCUCUGUAUCCCUGGGGGCGGUCCGGGACUUUGUUUUCAGACACCGGGAGUCACGGGGAAAACAGCGCCGACGGCAGAUCAACCCGGUGAAGCUUGAACUGGCCCACGGGAGCGUGCUCCUCAUGAACUCUCCCACAAACACCCACUGGUACCACAGCCUGCCAGCCCGCAAGAGGGUCCUCACACCCCGCAUCAACCUUACCUUCAGACGCAUCCUCCAAGACGGCAAGAAAUGAGGGUCAGACAUGUUCCGUUGGGAGUCUCACUUCAUUGUGGCUGACGUCAGGGGACGUACUGUCCCCACUGCAAUAUUGAUUAAACUAGUUUCUGAAUUUG
Messenger RNA from Oncorhynchus tshawytscha (Chinook salmon), 2124 nucleotides. RefSeq names its product alkB homolog 2, alpha-ketoglutarate dependent dioxygenase (gene alkbh2). NCBI's taxonomy places the organism in Eukaryota, Metazoa, Chordata, Actinopteri, Salmoniformes, Salmonidae. The coding region runs from base 1242 to 2024 and encodes 260 amino acids. The record is from RefSeq and is a predicted model, not a curated record. Gene Ontology annotation, biological process: DNA repair. The transcript is spliced from 4 exons.